AUGAUGAAUCGGUACACAGUCCUCCUUAUAACUAUUGUCGUUCCACUGCUUGUUCAAUCGAAUUUACGAAGGGGUAGAAUUCCUGUGAGGCGGAAUGUAAGAGCCAGCGCUGUUGAUUGGUACGACUCCUUCAAGAAUGAAACUUUAGAAGAAGAAACACGAUAUCAGGCAAUGGUUCGUUGGUCUGGCUUGUUCAAUGGAAUGGCAAAUCGGAGCGACAAUCUUUUGAAGCUUGCACAAUGGCAAGUUAAUGCUACUAAAAGUCCUUAUAUGAAGGAAAUGCAGCAGCAUAUUGAUUUUGUACAAAAAGAGAUUGAUCGAUUCACAACUUUCAGAAAGUUGAAAGUUUGGUUAUCAAAUGAAUCCGUAUGGCGAUCAAGAUAUUUUCAAAACACUUGUAAGCACAUGAAAAUUCUCCUUGUUUGUUUACGGGGUGGACUGGUGAAUUUAUUAUCCUUCCUGAAGCAGCCAAUUUGAUAUUGAAGAGGUUUCUCAACAAUGCUACUGUAUGAGUUUGCUUGCUGACUGCUAAUGAUCAUUUCGAUUCGCGUCAAUCUACUACUACAUCUGUAAAUCUUACAGCUCUAAGCAUUUCUGUUAAAAUGGCUUUGAAAUCCACCGUGCGCACAAUGUCGAUCAGUGAUGGAAGUCCAUGGUUGCAUUGACUCUUUAGAAAAGUGAUUUCAUUUCACUGCGAACUUGACUUUCGCACACACGAACACACACGUAACACAUCCAUGUAUAUCGGUCACUACAUUCUAGCCCACACUUGAAUUGAUUUAUUACAUUAUUUUCUGUGCAACGAACACGAUGUGACUGGAAAGCGUAUCCCGCUGUGGAAAGUGAAAUCCUGUGAAACUAAUCAACUCUUCAUUUCAAUUUUCAGAUCUCAGUGGCUUCUCUAACGACUUGGCUGUUGCUGUGAAUGUGAGCUGAUGUUAUUAAAUAAAAGUGUUUAGUGACCCUAUUUAUGUCUAACCACAAACAGUUCACUGAAAAGAAAAGUAUGCUGACUGUAGUAAAACCUGUAGAGAUUGCAGACAAUCAGUUUUUGACAGUCUAAGUUGAUGACGAUGAACAUGAUGACGGUAAAGAGUCUCAUUCGGAUGCUCAUUAAUGAUCACUUGCCUAGUGCUCGCGAGACAUGCAUAUCAUGAAAUUAUAUGAUAAUAAUGAACGUAAUUGAAGAAUAGGGAGUGGAUGACACUGUCAGUCUUCCCUUUGAGUCAGUCAACAUGAAGUCAACACACAGGAAUUAUCGCAUUGAUAUCGUGGAUCACUCUGCAGAUGAAGUUUGGAUAGAAACACAUCUCCAUUUGUAUGCUUUCGAAAAGUGCGAAUAAAUUAAGCUGCGCUUAACCUGUGGUCGUAUAUAAUCCAAAUGUCAUUCCAAAUAUUAAAGCGUUUCAUCUUGAUGUUUUCAAUGUUCAAACUCAUUCAUGGGGGAUGAUGUGUUUUCUUUCAUAUGCUGUGAGACUAUACACUUUUAUUCAAUAAAUGAUACAGACUGAGAUAGAUUUAAAAUUCAUACCUCUGACGUGUUUAAUGUGAUAUAGUGAGGUGUUGUGGAUUUUGUGUGAGUGAUGAUGAAUCUCGGUAGGAAUGCAGUAGAGGCGCAAGCAGAAUCAUAGAAAUUCAAGAAGAACAGACCCAUUCUCUCCACAUUGCUGUAUACAUAUUAAUCAUUUUUAAAAUUCUCAUCUAGGUGGUAGAUACACGUGAAGAAAUAAGGAAGCAACGCUUGAAUCCACAACAGUGAUGCAUUACUGUCGCUGAAAUUUUUCAAACAUUUCCAACACUUAAUUCUAGUAAUGAAUUCUGCCUCUUACAGGCUUUUGUAGUUUAGCAUUA
Molecule: messenger RNA, 1851 nt
Organism: Trichobilharzia regenti
Lineage: Eukaryota; Metazoa; Platyhelminthes; Trematoda; Strigeidida; Schistosomatidae
Source: the annotation of a GenBank genome assembly